Ceratitis capitata (Mediterranean fruit fly) is the source of this 313-nucleotide messenger RNA. RefSeq lists its product as uncharacterized. The transcript is spliced from 2 exons. Bases 47 to 313 code for a protein of 88 amino acids. The record is from RefSeq and is a predicted model, not a curated record. Lineage: Eukaryota; Metazoa; Arthropoda; Insecta; Diptera; Tephritidae.
ACGCGUCAUAUUUACUGCUCAGUGACUUACGAAAAUUCUAGCGACCAUGAAGUUCAUUCUAACUUUCUGUCUUAAGUUCGCCUUUUGCUUGGCCUUCGUCAAAGGCUUCCGCAGAUGUGUUAUUACCAACGUCGAUUGUACAUUGAACUCGAAGAUUUGUGCGCGUGGUCCGUGGGGUCUUCAGUGUCGAACAUUUAGAAAUCCUUGCCUGAUGGAAACGGAAAAUUGUUAUCGUUUUAGACCUUUUACUCAAACUGUUCUCACUGCCUGCAAUGGCCUAACCGAUGAUGUAUUGGGCAAUUGUGCCAGUUAA